Molecule: messenger RNA, 1436 nt
Organism: Ceratina calcarata
Lineage: Eukaryota; Metazoa; Arthropoda; Insecta; Hymenoptera; Apidae
Product: ribonuclease P protein subunit p40-like
Exons: 6
Coding region: 305-1387 (360 amino acids)
Biological process (GO): tRNA 5'-leader removal; endonucleolytic cleavage in ITS1 to separate SSU-rRNA from 5.8S rRNA and LSU-rRNA from tricistronic rRNA transcript (SSU-rRNA, 5.8S rRNA, LSU-rRNA)
Cellular component (GO): multimeric ribonuclease P complex; ribonuclease MRP complex
Molecular function (GO): ribonuclease P activity; ribonuclease MRP activity
Source: RefSeq, a predicted model, not a curated record
ACCAAUUUUACGAAAAAUUAGCUUGUGAAAGUCAGUGCGGUCUAUUUUGUAGGUGAAAUUAUUAUUACGCUUGUUAUACUCAGAACUUAUCGUGCGUAGUGCGCACACUAUUGAGGCACCGGAGCCUGCUUUUAACAAUGACGUAUGUGAAGUAUCAAUAAAAGCACGUGUACCCAAAGUACCCAGUACCCAUGGUAGCCAUAAAAUAUAGCUUUGAAAACUAACCAAGUUACUUUACCCUUACGUGCAGUAACAUCAAAAGUAAUGAUAUAUUGUUCAUAAGUAUAAACAUCUUUAAAUUAAAAUGCUCAGUCCGGAAAUAUGGAAUUUCAAAGCCCCUCAACAUAAUUUUUCGAUUGAAAAAAGAAAUCAUAAAAAGCCCGAUAUACCGGACGUAGUGCGAUCGCAUUAUUUUAAUCAUUCCAUAUCUUUAGUACUUCCUGACACGCUCAGAAUUCCGGAUGGAUUGCAGUCUUGUAUGUUUAACGAUACUGAUUAUUAUCGAAUUAAAGGAGUGAACGCAUUCGAAUUAACAAAUAAAGAAUUCAUCGAAGCAUUUGUCAAAAAAGGAGAGCUGACUCUGUUAACAGUGGACAAUAGAAUAGACUUAGACAAUUCAGUUGCCGUUACACCGUCUGGACAUUUAAUAUUGUCCUUGCUAACAGAGGACUUUCAAAAGCUUGGCAUAGAAGGCAAAGCUUCCUUCUUUGAUCGUAAAGUGCAUUCACGUUAUGUCGUGACUAUUGAUUUAAAAGCGGACAAUUUUACACCCGGUAAGAAGAAGUAUGAACAUGUUCGAACGUCGCUAAAGGAGCGUUUUAACAAAAAAUUUGAUGUAAUUGUGUCAUGGGAUCCACCAGAUGAGAAUAUAUGUCCCUCAUCUGUAGCAGCAUGGUUUCAUAAACGCAAUUAUAGCGUGCUUCUUUGUCAUCAAACAUUUUCACAAAGAAUCGAAUAUUCCGUAAAAAUUCCAAUACUUUCGAACGAAGUUGAUCACGAUAAAUUCUUCGAAUGGCUCGGAGUUUUUAGUACCUUCGGCAAUUUAAAAAACGAUAAGGAAAACGAUUACGUCAGCACGUAUCAGUGUCCAUCUCCGUCACUGGAUGUCGGACAAACGAUGUAUCUACAGUGGACUGGAUUUUUCACGAGGAAACAAAUAGCAACAUUGUACAGAGUUAUCAGAGAAUAUGUAUCAAUGCAGAAAACCUUACCCUGGGUCGCUUUAAACGUACAAGGGUUUCUGGACAGUCCUGUUAGCUGGGAUUUAAAGGAACAUACAUUUUAUACAGAUGGUGACAAUAGCUAUACUAUCGCGUUUAGGCCUGCUGCUCAUACCAUUAUACAAAGAAGUUUAGUUUCAAACAAUAAACCAAGGAUUCUUCAGUAAUUGUGUGUUUUAUUGUAUGUUACUUUAUAAUAAAUAUCAGUUCCUAUAA